Notechis scutatus (mainland tiger snake) is the source of this 2424-nucleotide messenger RNA. NCBI's taxonomy places the organism in Eukaryota, Metazoa, Chordata, Lepidosauria, Squamata, Elapidae. The record is from RefSeq and is a predicted model, not a curated record.
AUGGAUUUCAAGAUCUUUAUUACUAAGCCACCACAGGAUGCUAAUUCUGAAUUGUCUAAAGGUUCUGAGGGCUACUUAAUCGGUGUUGGUCGGGCAGAUUGUACUGGUCCUAUAGCUGAAGUACCUCUUAUGGGCUACGGUAAACCUGGUCAGAACAGUGGUGGCAUCCUCUCACGACUAUAUUGCAGAACUUUCAUCCUUGCAGAGCGACAGAAUGACAGCAACCGAGUAGUGCAUGUGGUUGCUGAAAUAGGAAUGAUGUCUCAAAGAAUAAGGCUAGAGGUAAUGAAACAGUUAAAAGAUAAAUACGGAAAUCUCUACAAUCACAACAAUGUCAUAAUGACUGGAACUCAUACUCAUUCAGGGGCUGGAGGCUAUUUCCAAUACACCUUAGUCAUGAUAACUUCUGGAGGUCUUAUAAAGCCAACACUGAAUGCCAUUGUCAACGGGAUCGUUAAAAGUAUUGACAUGGCCCAUCAGAACAUGGUGCAAGGACACAUUUUUAUCGGUACAGGUUUGGUAGAGAACAGUCAGAUCAACAGAAGUCCUCUUUCUUACCUUCAGAAUCCAGUUUCUGAAAGACGCCGGUAUUCAUCAAAUGUAGACAAAGAAAUGACGCUGCUGAAAAUGGUUGCAGAUAAUGGCCAAGAGAUUGGAAUGUUUAGUUGGUUUGCCGUUCAUCCUGUCAGUAUGAACAACACCAACCUUUUAGUUAAUAGUGAUAAUGUUGGCUAUGCAGCUUAUCUCUUUGAACAAGAGAAGAAUGAAGGAUACUUUCCAGGAAAGGGCCCCUUUGUGGCAGCUUUUACUUCUUCUAACUUGGGCGAUGUGUCUCCGAAUACAAAGGGCCCACACUGCAUCAACACUGGGGAGCCCUGUGAAAACAUGGGGAAUUACUGCCUUAUAGGUGGGGCUAAGUUGUGCAUUGCUACAGGUCCUGGGACAGACAUGUUUCAGAGCACACAAAUAAUUGGGAGACACAUCUACUCAAAGGCAAAGGAAAUAUAUACGAAGGCCUCAAAAGAGAUUGAUGGUCCCAUCAGUUCAGUUCAUCGAUGGGUGGACAUGAGUAACGUCACUGUUCAGCUUAACUCUACACACACGGUUAAAACAUGUAAAGCAGCGUUGGGAUACAGCUUUGCUGCAGGUACCAUAGAUGGACCAGGAAUGUUCAAUUUUACUCAAGGCACAACUGAAGGCGACCCAUUCUGGGAUUCUAUCCGUGAUACUUUCCUUGUUCGUCCAUCCAAUGAAUCGAUAGAAUGCCACAAACCUAAGCCUAUUCUACUUCCUAUAGGAGAGCUUACCAAGCCUUACCCCUGGCAGCCCAAGAUAGUUGAUAUCCAGAUGUUUACCAUUGGAUCUACAGCCUUCGUGGGUCUUCCAGGAGAAUUUACGACAAUGUCUGGCCGAAGAGUCCGUGAAGCUGUGAAAAAAGAAUUUGAAAUUCAAGGAAAAGCAGGAAUGGAUAUUAUAAUUUCAGGAUUGAGCAAUGUUUACACCCACUACGUAACUACUUAUGAAGAAUAUCAGAUUCAACGAUAUGAAGGAGGGGCCACCAUUUUUGGACCACACACGCUUUCUGCCUAUAUACAGUUAUUUCAAGGCCUGGCCAGAGCUCUUGCUAUGAAUACCACUCAAGAUUUAACCAAUAUUCCAGAACCACCCAUCUUAAACAUAACAAGCCUGAAUUUUUUGCCCCCUAUUAUGGAUAAAAAGCCACUUGGUCAGAAGUAUGGUGAUGUUCUAAAAGAUGUUCAACCAACAUACAAAGUGGGAGAGAUUGCUGAAGUGCACUUUGUAGGAGCAAAUCCAAGGAGUUCUACAGAGUAUAUGGCCAAUUUUACUUUCCUUACGGUGGAGAAACAUGAUAACAUUUCUAAAAGCUGGCAAGUGCUGCAUGAUGAUGCCUCAUGGGAUACUCGGUUGAUCUGGAAGAAAGGCACGAUGGGCCAAAGUACAUCUACAAUAGAAUGGCACAUCCCAAAGACCAGUGAAUCAGGAAAAUACAGAAUACAAUAUUUUGGACACAACAAAGAAUUAUUUAGUUCAGUUCAGGCAUUUAAUGGGUCAUCCUCAACAUUUGAAGUUUAUAAUUGAUGAUUUCCUAUUGAAAAGCAUCAAGUUGCCCUUUCAGCUUGAAAAAAAAGGAUAAUCUCAUACCCCUCCAUUGUCCAUUAAGACUUUGCAAGUUGCUAUAGCAGAGACAGAAAAUAUACUAUCUGUUUGACUGUGUGUAGCCUGCAGUUUCCAGUACUAUCAAACUUUGGAAACUCAUUAUAUUUGCAUACUACUAAAAUUUAUUUUUGUCAGUUUUCCAACACAAACCCAUCAGAAGUGAAAGAGGCUACUAAAUUUAUGUCCUGUUCUUUUCAAAAUAGUCACUGUAUCACCACCUUGGUCAACGAUGCCCUCAAAACCAUC